AUUUCACUGCAGCAAAACAAGACAAAUCUGCCUAAUAUUGCUGACAUCUAAAGACAGACAGAAUCAGGGUACAUCAGCAGUUCAGCACCCAGAAAAUUCCAAAUUCAUGGCACAUGAAACACCCACAUAACCCAAAAACAGGGGUAAGUGGGAAAUAGCCAAAAUCAUUCAAAUUUAACUGUUACUCAUCGUUAUUAAUGAGAAUAUAUGUAUUAAGCAUCCAAAAUUAGUGAAAAUCAACAAGGUUAAAGGUUUUGGUAGUGAUGGGGGAUGUAAAUCCAGAUUUCAUUCAACCCAGUGAAUACAGAUCAAAUCCCAGCUCUAUCGUCGAAGCCAACGAAAUCCCAGUGAUUGACAUCUCUUCUGCAAGUGAUGCAGUGAUAGGAGAGAUAAAGGAAGCAUGUGAGAAAUGGGGUUUUUUCCAAGUGGUAAAUCAUGGUGUGCCUUUGGAGAUUAGAGAGAAAGUGGAGUUGGCGGCGAGGAAAUUCUUUGGGUUGCCCUUGGAAGAGAAGAAGAAAGUGAGGAGAGAUGAAGAAAAUCCCUUGGGAUAUUAUGAUUCUGAUCAUACUAAGAAUGUUAGGGAUUGGAAAGAGAUUUUUGAUUUUACUGUUGAAGAUCCAACUUUGGUUCCUGCUUCACAUGUGAUUGGAGAUGAAGAGAUUAAGGAACUCAGGAAUCAGUGGCCUGACUGUCCUCCUGAUUUCAGGGAGGCCUGUGAAGAAUACACUCAAGAAAUGAUGAAACUAUCAUUCAAGUUGUUGGAGCUUAUUGCAUUGAGCUUAAGCAUCCCUGCAGAUCGUCUCAGUGAUUGUUUCAAGGACCACACGUCCUUUGUUCGUAUCAAUUACUAUCCACCUUGUCCCUUCCCUGACCUGGCUCUCGGAGUUGGGCCUCACAAGGACUCUGGUGCCUUAACUGUUCUUGCACAAGAUGAUGUCGGAGGACUAGAAGUCAAGCGAAAAACUGAUGGAGCAUGGAUCCUUGUAAAACCCAUACCAGAUGCUUAUAUCAUCAAUGUCGGAGAUGUAAUUCAGGUUUGGAGCAAUGACAAGUACGAGAGUGUGGAACAUAGAGUGAAAGUGAAUUCUGAGAAAGAGAGAUUAUCAAUUCCAUUCUUCUUUAAUCCGUCACACUAUGUUAUGGUUAAGCCUUUCGACGAGCUGAUUGACGAGCAGAACUCUGCUAAGUACAGGGAAUAUAACUAUGGGAAAUUCUAUACUACAAGAAGGCUCAGUGACUUCAAAAAGCUCGAUGUUGAAAAUAUCCAAAUUUUUCAUUUCAGAAUAGUUGAAGAAGACCUCUAGAAAGUAACUUGUAAUAAUGAGGUUGCUAAUAUCAGUAAGAAGUAAAUAACUUUCAAUAACAUCUUUGUUGAUCUAUUGUUCUUCAGCAGUCUUGCUGAAAACUUCUGAACUCCCGGAAAAUAAAUUGUGAUUUAGGUUCCGUUUGGUUGGAUGUAAAAUAUUUUCAAUGUAAAAUGUAGUUUAUAUAUUCUCCUUGUGGUGA
Messenger RNA from Beta vulgaris subsp. vulgaris (sugar beet), 1506 nucleotides. RefSeq names its product jasmonate-induced oxygenase 2. Gene Ontology annotation, molecular function: dioxygenase activity. The record is from RefSeq and is a predicted model, not a curated record. The transcript is spliced from 3 exons. The coding region runs from base 264 to 1304 and encodes 346 amino acids. NCBI's taxonomy places the organism in Eukaryota, Viridiplantae, Streptophyta, Magnoliopsida, Caryophyllales, Amaranthaceae.